Messenger RNA from Exaiptasia diaphana, 1868 nucleotides. RefSeq names its product tenascin-R. The transcript has 7 exons. Bases 13 to 1836 code for a protein of 607 amino acids. NCBI's taxonomy places the organism in Eukaryota, Metazoa, Cnidaria, Anthozoa, Actiniaria, Aiptasiidae. The record is from RefSeq and is a predicted model, not a curated record.
UGCAGCUUCGCCAUGGAUAUGAGAAUAUUCASUUGGAUCAUAGCAAUGAUAGCUAGAGUCUAUGCAUUAGAUGGGUGCAAAACAAUGAUUUUCCCCGACGAGCUCACUUUGCAAGGUCAGGCCCUCUUGGGGUUUGUUUUCAAGACCAUCAUAACAUCAGAUGAAAAGCUUUGUAGGAACCAGUGUUACAUGGACACGAGUAAUCGUUGUUUGUCAUAUAACUACUUACCGAAUGGACUCACCUGUGAGCUCAGUGAGUCUAAUCACGUGAUCCAUCGGGAGUACUUGGUAACCAGGCCGGGUUCUAUUUAUAGAGCAGCGGAGAACACCUGCACAUGUUCAAAAUAUCAGAUUUGUCGACACAACUUCAUUGACAACACACACUUGUGUGAGUGUCAUGCCAACUUCACGGGCUCCCUGUGCAACCAAGGUUCUUCAUCCACAACAAGCCUUACUUCAUCAUCAACAGCCGCCAGUAUUGAAACUAGUACAUCAUCGCCUACAACCAUCAUUCRAAGUACARCAUYGGUUACCAGCGGUCAUGGGACAAGUACGCAAUCAUCAACCACUGACCUUCAGACUACUACAYCAACAACUAACAACAACGUACAACAAMGUAMAACAUCAACUAUUCUUACACCUACAUCAACURCUACCAGCGCMUCAGCUAAUAUUGCACCAUCUACUACUACAACAACAACAACUACUACUACUACAACAACUACCCAUCAAACGACUUCUUCACAAUCYACUAACAGAAUUACAAGUACUAGUACAUCGACGUCUACUAGGACAACGUCAAGCAGUCAAGCUACUACAGGGAAUGCAGCCAGUGAGACCACCCAAAUGGCUUCUGUAAUUCAUACWGUGCCUCCCACUACCGCUACAAGCGUCGCAGAAAACCCAUGCUCAAGCCAUCCAUGCCUCAAUCAAGGAAGYUGUACACCAGCAUCAGACGGCACCUUCAGCUGCUCAUGCGCAUUUGGGUACUUGGGGUCAACGUGUAAUAUAGCUUUCCGAGAUUGUUCCAAAUACAAAACUGCUAAUCCAGCCCUGCAGAGUGGAAAAUACAUUAUCCAGCCAGAUACCAGCAAACCUGCAUUCACAGUGUACUGUGACAUGACAACCAAAGGUGGUGGGUGGAYAGUCAUUCAGAGAAGGAUUAGCAAUGCCACCACCUUUACAAGACUUUGGAGCGACUACAAGAAAGGCUUUGGGAAUUUAGCUGGGAAUUUCUGGCUGGGAAACGAUAAUAUCUAUAGAUUAACCAACAGCUUUCAUACAACUCUUCGAAUUAAUGUGACAGAUUUCUCAGACAAGGUAGUCUACUCGGAACACACUAUAUUCAAAGUCGGUGACGAAGCGAGCAAAUACCUUUUGACCAUCAAGGGAUUGUAUGCAGGCACGGAUGGAAAUGCCAUGUCAGCUCACAAUGGAAUGAAGUUUAGUACCUCGGAUAGUGACAACGACGACAAUUUAAUCUCCAACUGCGCUUCAACUCACAAAGGUGGAUUUUGGUAUAAAGACUGUAUUGAAGAUGGAGCGAGUCCAAAUGGUAUCUACACCGGCAGCAAUGCUUUAAACCCAACAGGAAUUAUUUGGAAAUCAUGGAAAAAGACACUCGAGAAUAUGAAGUCGGUCCAGAUGAUGCUCAGACCUCCAAACUAUGAUUGCGAGCUCAAGACCACGACUAAUAAAUGUUGCCACAUCCCAUUUCAAUACGGAACAGACAACUACAAGUGUACGAAUGCUGGUACAGGAAUUUAUAACUACUAUUGGUGCUCGUAUCAGUACAGAUAUAACACAGAAGAAGAUGUAUAUUGGGGUAGAUGUUGAGGGCCAGUUGCUUACUUUUCUUUGAUCAUUAA